AGCAUGUUCUAUGUUCUGUUCCAUAUUGAACCGAAAGCGAAAGAAGAAGGAAAAGAAAGAACCAAUGAAGAAUCGAAAUGUAAGAAGAAGAAAACACUGAUGAAGAAUUUGAAGAAGAUAGAACAAACAACACCACCAACAACAACAAAAAGCAAAAGCCUGUGUUCUCUUUCUUUCUCUUUCACCUAGCUAGCUAGGGUUUCCACUUUCCUCUCUUCUUUCUCCUUUUCCUCUGUUCAAUCCCCAAACCAAGAAAAAAUCAGUAUCAUCAAUCACAGAUUGAAAAAACUGAUUUUGAUCCCUGCCCACUUCAUAUUUUUCCUCUCUUCAGCUUCCUCAGUGAUGCUUAUUUGAUUUGAUGAUAGCUUGGAGAACAUGGUUCAGUAGAGAUCAGCUGGAAUUGUAACAGAUUAGCUGAACGAUGAAGAUCGGAAAGUGUGAAAAGAUUGUUUUUUUUCAGCUGUUGAUUUCUUAGGAAACUUUUUUUUUUCUCCUUUUUUUUCUGGGUUUGUGUUGUUGGUGGAUUCAGAUCGUUGGUUUUGUUAUCAUGAGGUUGCUAACUAGGCUCUGAUCUCGAAGGCUUUCAUGUUUUCUUGUGUUUGGUGGCUGUCUCUUGCUGAGGAAACAUCAUUUGCUUCGACCCAUUUGGCACAAGAGUCUGCAAAUGCGUGCUUGCUGUUGAUAAACCAAUCUUGAAGUUGUAGUAGAGUAGAAGCCACUUGUGGUGGUUGGUGAAGUGAAGACUGUUUGGAUUGUGAGUUUGUUACUAGUUAGCAAUGUCCUGCAAGGAUGGUAAAGGUGGAUUUGAUAAUGGAAAGUAUGUUCGUUACACACCUGAGCAGGUUGAAGCUCUUGAGAGGCUUUAUCAUGAUUGCCCCAAACCAAGUUCCAUUCGCCGCCAGCAGCUUAUUCGUGAGUGUCCUAUCCUCUCCAACAUUGAGCCAAAACAGAUCAAAGUUUGGUUCCAGAAUAGAAGAUGUAGAGAGAAGCAGAGGAAAGAGGCCUCACGGCUGCAAACUGUGAAUAGGAAGCUGAAUGCUAUGAACAAACUGCUGAUGGAGGAGAAUGAUAGGUUGCAGAAGCAGGUGUCUCAUUUGGUGUAUGAAAAUGGCUACUUUCGUCAACAUACCCAAAAUACUACGCUUGCAACCAAAGACACGAGCUGUGAAUCAGCCGUUACUAGUGGUCAACGCAGUUUGGCAACCCAGCAUCCCCCUAGGGAUGCAAGUCCUGCAGGGCUUUUGUCCAUUGCAGAAGAAACUUUAGCAGAGUUUCUUUCGAAGGCUACUGGAACCGCUGUUGAGUGGGUCCAAAUGCCUGGAAUGAAGCCUGGUCCGGAAUCUAUUGGUAUUGUUGCAAUUUCUCAUGGUUGCUCUGGUGUAGCAGCCAGAGCAUGUGGUCUGGUGGGCCUAGAACCUACAAGGGUUGCUGAAAUCCUUAAAGAUAGGCCUUCCUGGUAUCGUGAUUGCCGAGCAGUUGAUGUUUUGAAUGUACUUCCCACAGCUAAUGGUGGAACCAUAGAGCUUCUUUAUAUGCAGCUAUAUGCGCCCACCACACUGGCACCUGCUCGGGACUUCUGGUUACUGCGCUACACAUCUGGUUUAGAAGAUGGAAGCCUUGUGAUCUGUGAGAGGUCUCUUAAAAAUACUCAAAAUGGUCCUAGCAUGCCUCCUGUGCAGCAUUUUGCCAGAGCUGAGAUGCUGCCCAGUGGGUACCUGAUCAGACCUUGUGAAGGGGGUGGUUCCAUCAUCCACAUUGUUGAUCAUAUGGAUUUGGAGCCAUGGAGUGUUCCUGAAGUACUGCGUCCACUGUAUGAGUCGUCAACAGUGCUGGCUCAAAAGACAACUAUGGUGGCCCUACGUCAUUUAAGGCAGAUCUCACAUGAAGUUUCUCAGUCUAAUGUCACUGGGUGGGGCAGACGACCCGCAGCUCUUCGAGCACUUGGCCAUAGACUGAGCCGGGGUUUCAACGAGGCACUCAAUGGAUUCACUGAUGAGGGAUGGUCAAUGAUUGGCAAUGAUGGUGUUGAUGAUGUUACAAUUCUUGUGAAUUCAUCACCAGAUAAGUUACUGGGUCUGAACCUUUCCUUUCCCAAUGGAUUUCCACCUGUCAGUAAUGCAGUCUUAUGUGCCAAAGCUUCUAUGUUAUUACAGAAUGUGCCUCCAGCCAUUCUACUAAGGUUCCUGCGGGAGCAUAGAUCAGAAUGGGCAGACAACAACAUGGAUGCCUACUCAGCUGCUGCAAUUAAAGUUGGUCCUUGCAGCUUAUCAGGAUCUCGGGUUGGAAAUUAUGGUGGUCAAGUUAUUCUUCCUCUAGCCCACACUAUCGAGCACGAGGAGUUUCUGGAAGUCAUUAAAUUGGAAGGAGUCGCUCAUUCUCCUGAAGACCCGAUGAUGCCCAGAGAAGUGUUUCUUUUGCAGCUCUGCAGUGGAAUGGAUGAGAAUGCUGUUGGCACCUGUGCUGAACUUAUAUUUGCUCCAAUUGAUGCAUCUUUUGCUGAUGAUGCCCCCCUUCUGCCUUCUGGAUUUCGCAUCAUCCCUCUUGAAUCUGGAAAGGAAGCGUCCAACCCAAAUCGUACCCUUGACCUGGCAUCUGCCCUUGACGUUGGCCCUGCUGGAACCAGAGCAUCAAAUGAUUCAUCUGGAAAUUCUGGCUGUAUGAGAUCAGUGAUGACAAUAGCAUUUGAAUUUGCUUUUGAAAGUCAUAUGCAAGAGCAUGUAGCAUCCAUGGCCCGGCAAUAUGUUCGUAGUAUCAUAUCAUCUGUCCAAAGGGUAGCACUAGCACUCUCACCAUCUCAUUUAAGUUCACAAGCUGGGCUUAGGGCACCACUGGGUACACCUGAAGCGCAAACACUUGCUCGUUGGAUCAGCAACAGUUAUAGAUGCUACUUGGGUGUUGAGCUACUUAAAUCUAACAAUGAGGGGAACGAAUCUUUGCUCAAAUCCUUAUGGCAUCAUUCAGAUGCAAUCUUGUGCUGCACUCUAAAGGCAUUGCCAGUGUUCACUUUCGCCAACCAGGCAGGGCUUGAUAUGCUGGAGACUACUUUAGUUGCUCUUCAAGAUAUAACAUUGGAGAAAAUAUUUGAUGAUCAGGGCCGCAAGAUUCUGUGCUCAGAGUUUCCUCAAAUUAUUCAACAGGGGUUUGCAUGCCUUCAAGGUGGUCUUUGUCUCUCAAGCAUGGGGAGACCUAUCUCAUAUGAAAGAGUGGUGGCUUGGAAGGUGCUGAAUGAAGAAGAGAAUGCUCAUUAUUUGUUUUAUGUUUGUGAACUGGUCUUUUGUUUGACAUGUGAACUAGAGAAUAGGAGCUGAAGUAUUAAAGAUGAAGCACUCUUUUAAGACAUGUUUUGUUGCUUUGUGUUUUCAUAUGUAUUUGCUGCUAAGACUUGGGUUGCAUGUAAAGACUAAAUGUACUACUAGCCUAUGUUUACAUAUUUCAGUAUUCAGCCCUCUUUA
This is a messenger RNA of Lotus japonicus, 3452 nucleotides long. Its product is annotated as homeobox-leucine zipper protein ATHB-15-like. Gene Ontology annotation, molecular function: DNA-binding transcription factor activity; DNA binding; lipid binding. Lineage: Eukaryota; Viridiplantae; Streptophyta; Magnoliopsida; Fabales; Fabaceae. The record is from RefSeq and is a predicted model, not a curated record.